AUGCAACCAAGACAAAGGACAUCCUCCUUGGAUGUCUUGUGGGACACGGUGGCUAUGAGUGAGGCUGGGGCACACACAAGUAUAAGUCAUCAGCACCUCUGGCUGGAGAUGUUGAUCAUUCUUUCAACAUGGCCCUUGAAUGGGCAUGCUCAACACACCAGCCUCCCAGAAGUAGUGAUACCCUUACGGGUCACAAGCAACAGAACAAUGUGGGCUAUGGGAUGGCUGACCUAUAGCCUGCACUUUGGGGGCCAGAGGCAUGUUAUCUACAUGAAAGCCAACAAGUUUUUCAUGUCUAGACACCUCUCUGUGUUCACCUACACUGACCAAGGUUCUCUACACAAGGAGCAGCCUUUUGUCCAGAAAGAUUGCUACUACCAUGGCUAUAUGGAUGGAGACCCAGAAUCCAUGGUUGUUCUUACUACAUGUUUUGGAGGCAUUCAAGGAACAUUACAGGUAAAUGGAACAGUGUAUGAAAUUAAGCCCAAGAACCUUUCUUCCACAUUUGAACAUUUGGUUCAUAAGAUAGACAAUGAGGAGACAAAAUUACUCCCCAUGAGAUGCGCAUUAACAGAAGAGGAGAUAGCCCUGCAAAUGAAGCUUCAAGAGACUGAUAACCACACACUGAUGCAAAGCAGCUAUGAGGGCUGGUGGGCCCACAAGCGUUUUCUUAACCUGGUAUUGGUCGUAGACCAUGAGCGAAUUCGUUAUCUGAAUAGCAAUCUGUCACAUGUGUUACGGGAAAUAUUGAUCAUUGUGCAUGCAAUCCAUGAGAUUUUUCUUACACUGGAUGUUGAAGUAGUUCUAUUUGGAGUUGAGAUGUGGAAUGCAGGAAACCAAGUGAAAGUGACUACCAUAGAUCACCUCCUGAGGGAUUUUUGCUAUUGGAAGUGGAUCAGCCUUAAUAAUCGUAUUCAAAAUGAUAUUGCACAUCUUUUUGUGAAACAUGAUUUUGGUUCAAAAAAUGGCUUAGCUGAUGUCGGAUCUGUUUGUGUGCAAUCUAAGAAUUGUGGAGUUGAUCGUCUUGAAGGCUCUGAACUUCAUCAUUUUGGACAACUUACAGCACAUGGGAUUGGUCAUAAUUUGGGUCUGAAGCAUGAUGAGCACACAUGUAAAUGUGGAUAUUAUGCAUGCAUAAUGGCUCAAGCAGGCAUUGGAAAAGAUUCAUGUUGUAGGAAUGAUUGUACCUUCAAAUAUGGAUCUGCCUGUGCUUUUGGGCUUUGCUGCAAAGAUUGCAAGAUCAUGCCAUUAGGCACAAUGUGCAGAGAACCGGCCAAUGAAUGUGACCUUCCAGAAUGGUGUGAUGGACAUUCACAUGAGUGCCCUAAUGAUGUUUAUUUGCUUGAUGGGAGCUCCUGUAAAGAUGGUGGCUAUUGCUAUGAAAAGAGAUGUAAUAGCCGAGAUGAACAGUGCCAGCAAAUCUUUGGCAAAGAAGCCAGGAGUGCAGCUCAGAGUUGCUACAGGGAAAUCAACACCCAAGGAGACCGUUUUGGCAACUGUGGUAUAUUCAGAAGUACAUACCUAAGAUGUAAGGACUCAGACAUCCUCUGUGGGAGAGUUCAGUGUGAGAAUGUAAAAGUUAUUCCUACUUUGGAAGGACAUUCCACUGUCCACUGGAUUCACCUCAAUGGUGUCACCUGUUGGGGAACUGACUACCAUUUUGGGAUGACAAUACCUGACAUUGGCCAUGUGAAAGAUGGCACAGACUGUGGUCCAGAGCAUGUGUGCAUUGAUAGGAAGUGUGUCAAUAAGUCAGUUUGGGUAAGUGAUUGUUCACCAAAGACAUGCAACAGCAACGGAGUCUGCAACAACUUACACCACUGCCACUGCAACUUGGGAUGGGACCCACCAGAGUGCUUUACAAAUGGUAGUGGAGGAAGUAUUGACAGUGGCCCUCCAUCCCCAGCUCCAAAACAAAGGCAACCCACGAGAAAGGAUUCACCUAAUUAUUAUAUGAACAGUCUGAUUUUGCUUGCUAUUUUCCCAUGCUUUGUGUACGCUUGUUUUCACAAUAGGUAUGUGACGUCUUCUAGGGAGGAGGAACCUGCUGUUUCCACUUCAGAAGCAGAAGAAGAGUCCAGUGAUGUCAGCUCUGCUAGCAAAAUCUCGUAA
Messenger RNA from Cricetulus griseus (Chinese hamster), 2112 nucleotides. The record is from RefSeq and is a predicted model, not a curated record. NCBI's taxonomy places the organism in Eukaryota, Metazoa, Chordata, Mammalia, Rodentia, Cricetidae.